Molecule: messenger RNA, 2444 nt
Organism: Eucalyptus grandis
Lineage: Eukaryota; Viridiplantae; Streptophyta; Magnoliopsida; Myrtales; Myrtaceae
Product: glucan endo-1,3-beta-glucosidase 4
Exons: 3
Coding region: 1880-2233 (117 amino acids)
Source: RefSeq, a predicted model, not a curated record
AAAGAAUCUUUGCCGUUUCCAAUCGUUGAAUAUGCUUGAUAAAAGACUAAAGCUUCACAAGAGUACACAAGUUUGCAGAGUAGUGGGUUUGUCCAAGGUUCCGGGUUUGAAAGUUCUUGUGAGCAUUAUUGUCAAUGUUACUUUAUCGCCAUCACUGGGACGAUUUUAAGCUUGCCAUGGAUAAAACGCACCUCUAUCCUAUUCGACAGAACAGAAAUUACUAGAAGCUAAUUGCCAGGAUCAAUGGAGGGGAGUCGUUCUUUUCGGCCAAACGGUCAGCAGCAAAUUUGGCUUGGUUCCGUCUAUCGAACCUUUUCAACUCACCGAAAGCGUCCGACAUGAGCGUGUCGCUAAUACCGUGGCACCGAGUCAGGGAAUCAGACAGACGUCUGGGUUCACAAUCCUGGCGUUGUUCACUAACAUGCGUGACCUUCCGUCGUUAGUGAUUUUGAGCAUCCGGUUGGCAAGGCAUGCGGGCAUGAGUGUCCUCUUGGGGAAUUGAAUCAGGUGGGUCAUCAGGAGUGGCAUGGGGAUAAUGGCUGAGGAUGAAAUCUUGGAGAUUGUUGCUGGUAAUUUGGCAUUAUGAAGGCGAUAUCAGAGCCAUGGAGCGCAUCGGGUUAAGCGUUUAGAAUUUGGAGAAGGAUGACAAAGCCAUGGUAGGACUUCAUUCUCAUGUAGGCCAUGGCUUUGUGCAGGUCUAUCCAGUUAAUUUCACCUGUGGGCCAAGAUUCGGCGAAAGCACAAAUUUGAAGAAGGAUGAAGAGCCACGAGGCCAUCUCUAUUCUAUGUGAGUUCUUCUGAACUGCAGAUUUUGAGCAUGUCUUUCAGAAUGAAGCUUGCUUAUAUAUUCCAAGGUUCAUGAGCUGAUGAAGGUGCAUAUCUCCUGGGGCUAGUUGGUGGGCAGUUCGAACACGAGGAAAGUGCAUAAGCCUGUUUGGUUAAAAAAGGAGAAGAACCCAAAAUUUAGGACUGGCCAUUCAUACAACAAAAAGGAUUGUAACAACGUUUAAGCCGCAUGUUUUUGUUGAACAUAGGAUCCUGACAUCGGACAGCAAUUUAGUCGUUACUGGGACAUUGUUUGUAGGAGAUUAAGGUAGAUGAUAAGAAUCCCAUUUGCCAUCUACUUCUUUGCAAAGAUCUCCGUUUUGAUAUCAUUGAAAAGGAAUGUCCGCCUGAGUCGUAAAAAGAAGAGGCAAACUCGUCCACGGAUUUCAUCUACCUCAGAAUGAGAUGGACAUGGGUAAAUAAUACGACCUCGGGAAGGCUGUAUGUACAUUAUAUAGAUCGUUGUGUUCAUACAAGGGCAGCUUAUCGACAAGAUUUUCUCUCCUGUGACUGCUACACAAGCUCCACCUUUACAGGGGGAUUGGCAUUUGACAUUGGCGAUGCAACAAAGUUUGUGUUCAUUUUGGUCCUAGCAGGCUGUGAGCUUAUUCAUUUUUCUAGAAAGGAAAAAUAGUAUAAGAAAUAAGAAGGAAUAGGCCAAAACCGCAUCAAUGUGAACUGGAGAAGUUCAAGUGCUAAAGAAAGUUGAAAAGGGAGCACCUCCUCAUGAACUGUGUACAGGGACAUAUGGUGAUAACUUUGUCACAUGCAUCUAAUUGUUCUCCGAAUGAAUUCGCAAUCUUGGAUUGGAAUAUAAAAAUCUCCUAGCUGGAGUCCAUACUAUAUGGAGUUUGAUAAAUUUUUUAUUUUCUCUGGUCUCGCGUCUUGCCCUUCUUAUAAUAAUAUGACACUCUUGCUCUGGAUACCUCUAAGCUUAAAUAGAAUGUGGCCAUAAGACCUCUCUGGAGAUAGCUCACAUAUUUGUCCCCACUGAACCCCUCUCUCUCUCUCUCUCUCUCUCUCUCUCUCAAACACACACACACCAGAAAGAGGCAUGUCGAUUUCACUGCAAUGGAUUCUGGUAGCUGCCCUCUUCUUGGCAACUGUUCCACACAAAUCAGCUGGGGAGUUCGAGCAAUGGUGCGUGGCCGACGAGCAGACCCCGGAUGACGAACUGCAAGCAGCUAUGGACUGGGCAUGUGCACAAGGAGGGGUUGAUUGCACUGCGAUCCAGGUGAACCAGCCUUGCUAUCUCCCCAACACUGUGAGGGCGCAUGCUUCCUAUGCCUUCAACAGCUACUACCAGAAGUUCAAGAGCUCGGGGGGAUCUUGCUACUUCCGCAGUGCCGCCAUGACCACCGAGCUUGAUCCCAGUCAUGGUUCUUGCCACUACGACUACCUUCCAUGAUUCGGAUGCAUGCAGAUCAAUGGGCCAAGGCAGCAUGAUCCGGUCUCCAGGUUUACUUGGAGGAAAUUCAAACCAGAGAGCUUCGUUAUCGUUCUACUUCAUUUUCUUUUCCCAAUGUAUGGACGAUUUCUCCUCAGAAAUCGGUCAUAGGAAUGUUCUUGCUGGAAGUGGUACCUAAAUCAUGCUUGCAAGCGGUUCUUUCCAUUGCCAA